This is a messenger RNA of Oryza sativa Japonica Group (Japanese rice), 591 nucleotides long. RefSeq names its product histone H4. Gene Ontology annotation, molecular function: structural constituent of chromatin; protein heterodimerization activity; DNA binding. Gene Ontology annotation, cellular component: nucleosome. The record is from RefSeq and is a predicted model, not a curated record. Gene Ontology annotation, biological process: nucleosome assembly. Lineage: Eukaryota; Viridiplantae; Streptophyta; Magnoliopsida; Poales; Poaceae.
AAAUCCCACUCCAAUCACCACCGCUUCUUCUCCUCCUCCAUUUCCUCUCGUUCCUCUCUCUCUCUCUCUCUCUCUCGUGCGGCGAGCCACCGGAAUCGUCGUCGUCGGCGGCCAUGUCGGGGCGCGGCAAGGGAGGCAAGGGGCUCGGCAAGGGCGGCGCCAAGCGUCACCGGAAGGUGCUCCGCGACAACAUCCAGGGGAUCACCAAGCCGGCGAUCCGGAGGCUGGCGAGGAGGGGCGGCGUGAAGCGCAUCUCCGGGCUCAUCUACGAGGAGACCCGCGGCGUGCUCAAGAUCUUCCUCGAGAACGUCAUCCGCGACGCCGUCACCUACACCGAGCACGCCCGCCGCAAGACCGUCACCGCCAUGGACGUCGUCUACGCGCUCAAGCGCCAGGGCCGCACCCUCUACGGCUUCGGCGGCUGAUCGAUCGUGCCUCCAUCCCCCAUCUCUCCCAUGUUGUCUGGCCGUGGAAUCCACCUUGUUCAGUUCGCCGUUUAGUUUUGUAGGGUUUACCUGAAUCAUGAAACUGUGAAGCAGAUGAUGUUUGCACCUGGGAUUUGAAUUGAAACAUGUUUCAGGGCCAAUGUUA